This is a messenger RNA of Acipenser ruthenus (sterlet), 2639 nucleotides long. It is a transcript of the gene pigm, whose product is annotated as phosphatidylinositol glycan anchor biosynthesis, class M. Lineage: Eukaryota; Metazoa; Chordata; Actinopteri; Acipenseriformes; Acipenseridae. Gene Ontology annotation, cellular component: membrane; glycosylphosphatidylinositol-mannosyltransferase I complex. The record is from RefSeq and is a predicted model, not a curated record. Gene Ontology annotation, biological process: GPI anchor biosynthetic process. The transcript is spliced from 6 exons. The coding region runs from base 352 to 1623 and encodes 423 amino acids. Gene Ontology annotation, molecular function: GPI mannosyltransferase activity; alpha-1,4-mannosyltransferase activity.
GACUGAGGCGUCACCUGGUUACCCGACAACUGCAAGGGAUUGAUCAUGUGACAGUGAACCAUAACCUACGUUUCACUUCCUUGUGAUUUAAUGGAACGAUUUCCACAUGGCGAUCAUUUGUGUUUCCUGAUUUGCUAAAACUGUCUCAAGGAUAUUUGCAGAAGAGGAUUCUUGAAGUUUAAAUGCAGUAGAUUUCAGAAUGACAAAGACAGUAACACUUGGAGUGGAAACUUUCAACUAAUUUAAUUUAAAAUUUCUACUGUGUAUGAUGAACCACACUGCUUCUUACCAAGAGCAAUCAGCAGUGCAGGAUUAUGGUUUUUAAAUGUAAAACAUUCUGAAAUAUGUGAAAUGGCUGCAUAUCUGACAACCGACUGGACAUCAGCUUUUUUGAAGAAGCGUAUUUUGUUCAGCACAGCUUUCUUAAUCAGAAUUGUGCUGGUGUUCUAUGGAGUCUACCAGGACAAAACAAUGUUGGUCAAAUACACAGAUAUCGACUAUCACGUUUUCACUGACGCAUCAAGAUUUAUUACCCAGGGAUCAUCCCCGUAUAAAAGAGCCACAUACCGUUACACCCCUUUGCUGGCAUGGAUUCUUAUUCCCAACAUCUACCUCACAGCCCUCUUUGGGAAGCUGUUAUUUGUAAUCUGCGAUGUCAUCUCCGCUUACCUCAUGUACAGUAUCCUGCAUUUCAGGGGAAUGGGCAGUGACAAGGCAUGCCGGUACUGCGCACUGUGGCUCCUUAAUCCCCUGCCGAUAGCUGUAUCCAGCCGAGGAAAUGCAGAGUCUGUUUUGGUAGUUCUGGUGGUCGCCACUUUGUAUUACAUGGAAAACCGAAGCCUGGUGAAAGCAGCUGUGUGCUAUGGUCUAUCUGUGCACAUGAAGAUUUAUCCAGUGACAUAUGCACUACCGAUAGCCCUUUCUCUUCAGACACUAAAGGAUCCAGAAACAGAAGCACUGGGGAAUAAAGCCAGCUCUCUAUUAUCGAAAAGAAUUCAGAAGUUUUUCUCAAGACUGCUAAACAGAGACUUGCUGGUCUUUGCUGUCAUAGCUGGGGGAACGUUCUUUGCACUUAGCCUCAUUUUCUAUUCCAUGUAUGGCUGGGAAUUUCUGGAACACACUUACUUGUAUCACCUGACUAGGAGGGAUAUCCGCCACAACUUCUCUGCUUACUUCUACAUGCUGUAUUUGACUGCGGAGAGUGAGUGGAGCCUUGCCCUGGGACUGGCUGCAUUCCUGCCACAGCUUUUGCUGCUUCUUCUCACAUCCUUCGCCUAUUACAAAGAUUUGGCCUUUUGCUGCUUCCUACACACUGCGAUUUUUGUCAGCUUUAACAAAGUUUGCACUUCACAGUACUUCCUUUGGUAUCUUUGUUUGUUGCCGCUGGUGUUGCCCUCCCUGACACUGUCAUUGAAACAAGGACUAGGGCUCCUCUUCCUGUGGUUUGCUGGACAGGCACUGUGGUUGGCACCUGCAUACUACUUGGAGUUUGAAGGACAGAAUACUUUUCUACUGAUCUGGCUGGCAGGAUUGUUCUUCCUGUUUAUCAACUCCCUUGUUCUUGUACGGAUCAUCUCUCAUUACAAACAAAGGAGUGAUCCGCAAAAAACAAAAAGUGGCUAAAAAAAAAAAGACAUGCAACAGAGAGAGGUUAGCAGUGCUGGCUGAUAUUUUGAAAAAUCUCAAAAAUAGUAAAUAAUGUAAAAAGAAAAUCUUGAAAUGGUAAAUAAUGUAUUUGUUGUACUUAUUCUUCAGCCAGUAUACUUAAUAGUGUAAAUAUGUAUUUUGUUAUCAGUGGCCAAAUACCAAAGAUUUCAGAUAGAUUAUUACUGGCACUGUAGAAACUGGCUACUACAACAAGACCAUAAUAAAUUAUGUACCGGUACCCAUUUUAUAUAUGGUAACCAAAAUGUGUAGUUUAUUAUUUUGUUCUGGAUAAUAGAAAGCCCCUUAUAUUUUUACACUUGCUUUCUCUGGCAUUUAAGAACAAGAAGCACACAAAAAGCAUUUAAUGGCUUUUUAUUACUGUCCCAAUACUGAAUUUUGAUGUUUUUUGAUGCAGACAGUAAAGAGAUGCCAGUUCUCUCUAUUUAAACACUACCCUGUGACUUAUCUUAUAAAUUGAUGAUUAUGUAUUGAAUCUCUUGAGACCUUCCCUGGCCCUGAUUAGGAAGUCAUCAUUUUGGUAGAUUCUAUAAUUUGGUCAGUUCAUUAUGGUUAAACAUAACUGUAAAAAUAUUAGUGCUAUAUAUUGGAUAGCCUGCAGGUGGCAGUCACUGACAUGUAAUCCUCAAGUAUUUUAUCAAGUGUAUGGUUUAUCAUAGCUUAAAAUUGGUACAGAGAUGUGAACCAGGUACAUUAUAUAAAUACUUGUGCAGUUGUGGAAUCAAAAUGCCAUUUCAUUGCAGAUAAAUAGAAAAAUUAACCUGCUCAAGGUAAUCCUAAGUGUCAUUUUUAAGUAUGUAUGUUAAUUGUUUUGUUCCUCUCAUAAAAUGUGCCUUUGACUCUGCACUUGCAUUAGAAUAGUGCCAGAAAUGUGAAAUUGUUACUUAGGACCUAAGACAUUUCUGUAAAUAGAUUGACCACUGUAGUGAACCUGGGCCACAGAAAACAUUAAAUGUUGUAGCACCAGACAAACA